This is a messenger RNA of Knipowitschia caucasica, 2598 nucleotides long. The record is from the annotation of a GenBank genome assembly. Lineage: Eukaryota; Metazoa; Chordata; Actinopteri; Gobiiformes; Gobiidae.
AUGGCGGCUCAGCGUAUCCGUGCGUCGAGCAGCAGUAAUCCGGUCCUGCCCCGCUGCCGCUCCGAGGGGACCCUCAUCGACCUGAGUGACACCGUGUCCGAGGCCUCGCUCACACAAGUCACAGUGCCUUCUCCCAGUGCCUUGCGGUUGGAUUCCACCACUUCCUUCAGUGCAGCCCGAGAAGUAGUGGCCAUCAAGGACUACUGCCCGUCCAGCUUCACCACGCUCAAGUUCUCCAAGGGGGACCGCCUUUAUGUGCUGGACUCUUCUGGAGGCGAGUGGUGGUACGCUCAUAACAACACCGAGAUGGGCUACAUCCCAGCGGCCUACGUCCAGCCCCUCAACUACCGCGACUCCUCAUUCAGCGACAGCGGUAUGAUCGACACCCUGGGAGACAUCAGCGAGGACCCUGCCAAAGAGCUGGACCUUCUGGGAGAAUGGCCUGGCGGCAUCCUUAAACCACAGUUCAAAAACCCUAUUGUUCACAGCUCCACAAACCCCUUUCUCAACACCACACUGGACCAGAACAGCAAUCAAAGCUCUGUAGAUCUGCUCUUCUUUGACACUCCUCCUGCAGACUUUGGAAGCAGUGUUUUGAGCCCACUCACUCCGGCAGGUUUUGGCCCAUCCACGCGCAGGGACAACCCAUUUUUCAGGAGCAAGCGAUCUUACAGUUUGUCGGAGCUGUCCAUCCUGCAGUCUCAGAGCGAUAAUCCACAGACUACGGGUGGUUUCUUUGGGGCUUUGAAAGCUCCUGCGCCUGAGCAGUUCCAAAGCAGAGAAGACUUCAGGGAGGCUUGGCUAACUCAUCGAAAACUGGCCAGGUCUUGUCAUGAUUUGGACUCACUCGGACAAAAUCCCGGCUGGGGUCAAACGCAACCUGUGGAGACCAAUAUCGUUUGCCGGUUAGAUCAUUCUGGCGGUGCGGUCCAGCUUCCGGAUACAAACAUCAGCAUCUUUAUCCCAGAAGGCCACGUUCUACCAGGAGACACGCAGCAGAUCUCCAUGAAAGCUCUACUGGACCCUUCACUCGAGCUGAACAAUGACCGCUGCACCACGGUCAGCCCGGUGGUAGAGAUCAAGCUAAGCAACAUGGAAACCAAGAGCACGCUGACGUUGGAGAUGAAGCUGUCUGUGGUGCUGAAGAUGGAAAGCAGACAAAGCACAGAGGUCCUGUGUGUGCGAAGCGACUGCAAAGAAGGCCCGUACACCCCUGUCCCCCAAGCCUACAUUUACGGAGACACAGUCCAAGUCAGCCUAGAUAAUUUGGAACCUUGCAUGUAUGUGUGUGUGGUAGCUCAGUCCAAGUCCCUGGCUGUUGACACCACUGUUUGGGAGCAAGUGGUCAAGAAGAUCACGCUUGGAGUGUAUGGACCUAAGCACAUCCAUCCGCUCUUUAAAACCGUUGUGGCCAUUUUCGGUCAUGACUGUGCUCCAAAGACGCUGCUGGUGAAUGAGGUUGGGAAGCAAGCCCAGGCAGCUCCUACUGUGUCUCUCCAGUUGUGGGGGAAGCACCAGUUUGUCCUCUCCAAGCCCCAGGACUUGUACGUUGGGGUCUACUCCAACAUGGCUAACUACAAGGUUAAGCCCAGCGAGGCCAAGGUGGUGCGGGGCUUCCAGGUCAAACUUGGCAAAGUCAGCCACCUGGUCUAUGUCAUCUCGUCACAGAGCGCAGAGGAGCUGUCUGACUUCACCCUACGUAUCCAGGUGAAAACCGAUAACGACCGGAUUCUCGCACAGUUUUGCGUUCAGACCCCAACUGCACCUCCCAAAGCAGGGCCCAAGAGCUCAGUGCAGCGUAGGUUCCUCAAGAAAAAAGAGGUGGGAAAGAUUGUACUUUCUCCACUCGCCAUCACCACAAAGUAUCCUGUGUUUCAUGACCAAACAAUUAAUAAUCUGAAGUUUGGAAAGUUAAUUAAAACGGUCAUCAGGCAAAAUAAGAACCAGUACUUAUUGGAAUAUAAAAAGGGUGACUUUGUGAUGCUCCUUAGUGAGGAGAAGAUCAGGCUGAAGGGCCAGCUGUGGACCAAGGAGUGGUUUAUAGGAUACUGUCAGGGAAAAGUGGGUCUGGUCCACGCCAAGAACUUGCUGAUUGUUGGAAAACUGAAACCCAUUUACUUCAACGGGCCUGAGCUCACCACGUCAGUGCUGCUGGAGCAACUCUUAAAACCUUCCAAAUUCCUGACUUACAUCUACGCCUCAGUGAGGACGAUCCUGAUGGAGAACAUUGGGGACUGGAGAGCCUUUGCCGACGCACUGGGGUACAAGAACCUACCUCUGACACACUUCUGCAGGACGGAGCAGGACAGCGAGCCUGAGAAAGUGGCCUCUGUGCUCGAGAAACUCAAGGAGGACUGUAACAACGCUGACAGUAAAGAGAGGAAGUCCUUCCAGAAGGAGCUGCUCACACGUCUGGGCGGAGGGGCUUAUCUCCCUCCAGAGAAAGAGGAGGAAUGUCAGGCAUUUGAGUGGGCAGAGGCUGGAGCGAAGAGGGGGGGUGAGGGGGUGGUGGGGGUGAGGGGAGUGGAGGGGGUGAGGGGAGUGGAGGGGGUGAGGGCGGUGAGCGAGGAGGUUGGCGUGAGUGAGAUGGUAGGGUGA